GUAGUGAAUGGGUCACUGCUGAAAUCAACGACGGGUGUUUUGAUUGCUUCUUUUAUGUGUUAACUGGUGUACAACUUCUCAAUCUUUUAUAUCUGUAUAUGUUAACAAGGAAUUACUCAUACAAAUGUGCACAAUCGAUAAAGACUUUUUACCAAACAGUAACCUUUAGCAACGAGGUUGUGGCAACAGGCUUAGAUACCAUAGAGAACGCCUCAGGCAACGAGGCUCAAGAUGAAUGGGAAUACGUAGCUUUCGUACGCAGAAAAUCUUUUCAACGCUGUAAAAACCCGCUGUAUUACCAUGAUCAGUAUGGAACGGAUAACCUUACGAAUGAUACGUGAUCGACUAGUCUUCCUCUUGGAUUUUUAUAGCUCCACAACACAACAGAGUAAACAUUAAAUACGUACGUUUGUGGGACAUCAUGUGUGUUUGUGGGCCAUGCGCGUGUUUCUGGCUCUUUUUCUGAUUGGAUGAGCUGUUUGACAGGUUCAAUGUAAUUACGAAUGACAGUCAAGAAAAUCCUUCAGUUAAAUAUAAACUGUUACAUGACAUUCAAUAUGUCAUUUGAAUUGCGCACAUUAUAUUUGGUAAAUUUAUGAAGUUAUUAACAACUGAAAGUUACAACAAAAAAAAUGUUUUCC
Messenger RNA from Anneissia japonica, 641 nucleotides. RefSeq names its product solute carrier family 15 member 4-like. Gene Ontology annotation, molecular function: transmembrane transporter activity. The record is from RefSeq and is a predicted model, not a curated record. NCBI's taxonomy places the organism in Eukaryota, Metazoa, Echinodermata, Crinoidea, Comatulida, Comatulidae. Gene Ontology annotation, biological process: transmembrane transport. Gene Ontology annotation, cellular component: membrane.